Messenger RNA from Vavraia culicis subsp. floridensis, 621 nucleotides. RefSeq lists its product as uncharacterized. The record is from RefSeq and is a predicted model, not a curated record. Lineage: Eukaryota; Fungi; Microsporidia; Pleistophoridae. The coding region runs from base 1 to 621 and encodes 206 amino acids. The transcript has a single exon.
AUGACAGACAUAUCAAACAAUGGUACAACGCUUUUUAGCUAUAAUAUAUCUGUACCGGUUCAUGGCAAUAUGAAUGAAAUGGUAUUCCACAAAUCAGAACCCGGAUCGGAUAAUUAUAAUGGAACCGCUCGAUCAGUCGGAGUAUCGCCAAAUGCUGAAUUAGGUGCAGUUACCUCUGUCGAUGAGUUGAUUCAUGGCUAUAAUGGCAGUACUGCAGCGAUGUAUAAGGCUAUGAACGAUACCAUCGAAUCAACCAUUUCAGAUCACAGCAAUAUGUACAAGGCAAGCCAUUCCUCGUUUAAUAAUGUAAGAAAUAUAUCAAAUAGUACUGUUGCUGAUUCAGGUGCUACCAGCUCAUCUAUGUAUGACAUUGGCAUGACAUUUCUUGCUAUUAGUGGAUUUAUCCUUUUUGGACUUCUUGUGAUUUUGUGUCACUGGUAUAACAAGCGAUGGAGAGAACAAGAGUAUUGCCUCAAUAAUUCUCAGGUUGGAAAAAUAGGCCAUGGUGAGGCGCAUUCAAUUAGGAUUGAUAAUGAUCACUUUACACUUGAAAAUAAGAAAGAAAAAAUGAAUGACAGUUUAUCCACUGAUCGACCGGUCAGUCGACAUACCUCCAUGUGA